AGAUCCCUUCCAACCCAACCAUUUUACGAUUCUGUGAUGCUGAUGGCCAACCAAGCACAGCUCCAGCCUGAGAGCCGCUUCUGCAACAGCAUGGAGGGACCAAUGAUCAGCAUUACUCUUCCCAUCACGUUCAGAAAUGGGGGUGAUGCUGGGAAAAAUCGGGGUAAAUACCAGAGGACUGGCCAACUGUCUGGGUUUCCUUUACUGUAAACAUGAGUGAUGCAUUUGUGGGUAAUGUGGAGGAACACCAUGACUGGCACAGUUAGUGGGCAUGGUGGGGAUGGGCUGAUGGUUGGACGAGAUGCUCUUAGUGAUCUUUUCCAACCUUAAUGAUUCUAUGAUUCUCUGACUCUGGUCUUUUUGGGGUCAGCAUCUGCGUAAUGACAAAACUGAAGAUUAGGCUCCAAGGAACAAAUGAGACCCUGUAAAUGUUGUAGGAUUUCCAUUAAUCAACGUGGGUGAUUUUACAUGUUUUGAUACAAAACCAGUAACUCUCAGGGAAAGGGGCUCUGCAAUGACUCAGUCAAAGAAGUGCCAUUUCUCACUGCACUUUCACCAAGAACCAGCACUGCAGCAGCAUGGUGGUAGGUUUGCUUCUGGUUUUGGGCUGCUCUGAGCAGGGAUUCCAGUAACGCUUACACAUUUCAGCUUGACAGGGACCGGGGGAUUGAACUUGCUUUGCAAUGACAGCCAGCCACCUCUGAGCUCCAGCUUUCUCUGGAGCAUGUGCAAGAUGUAGAAAUAGGGACUUAAGGAAAUUGCAAUCAAAGUAUUGACCAAAUUCAGAAAUCAGGCAUUGGAGGAAAAAUCCAUACAAUUUAUCAAGGGACCAUUAGAGGAAGGCUUCUCCUCGUUCCUGUCAACUGUUGGGUAAUGUCUGCCUAGAAGCACUUGGGUUUGCAUUUACUUUCUUUUGCUGUGUUUGGUGCAGUUGUAUGUCUACAUGUUCCUUAGACGUAAAGAUUAAAACAUGAGAUGUUUUGAUCUUAAUUUAUUUAAAGUUUUGUCCUAAUGGACUUUUACAACAAAAUAAUUUAUUCAGAGAGGAGAAAGAAUUUCCUUUUAUUGUGAGCAGUACCAGAGAGAAAAUAGGAAGUAAAGCUAAGAACAUUGGGAUGGAUGUAAGAAGCACAAUUUUUAACAGCGAAGGUAAUUUCUGACUGGAACAAUUCACUGUAGGAUUUGGUUCAUUCUCUGUUGAACUAGAUGAAAAUCAGGUGUAUUUCUGCUUACAUUUUCUAGCUCUGUUCAGGACAGAACAGAGGAUUUACCGUGUGGGAUUCUCAGUGCAGAAAUGUGAAUUCACCCAUGCAAGCAAUGUUCAAAGUGACCCUAAAGGCUGAAGAACGCCUGGAUAUAUGUGUUUGAAUCCCACUUACCCAUUUUUGAAAGAUUAAAUCAAUGAAGAAUGGUUCUCUCUUCCAGAUUGAGCACCAGUAGCGUGCAAGCCAAGCUGGGCAGUUCCAACGCGUGCAGCAAUGCCGGAUGCUGCCGCUCACCUUCCCUUCUACUAUGGCAGCAUUGCCAGGUCGGAGGCUGAGGAGUACCUGAAGCUGGCUGGCAUGUCAGAUGGGCUGUUCCUGCUGCGGCAGUGCCUGCGCAGCCUCGGGGGCUAUGUCCUUUCCAUGGUGUGCAACCUGCAGUUCUAUCAUUAUGCCAUCGAGCGCCAGAUGAAUGGAACCUACGCCAUCGCGGGUGGCAAAGCGCACUGUGGGCCUGAGGAACUUUGUGAGUUUUAUUCCAAGGAUGCCGAUGGGCUCUGCUGCACCCUCCGCAAACCCUGCAACCGCCCCAGUGGCGUGGAACCCCAGCCUGGGGUCUUUGACAGCAUGAGGGACAACAUGGUGCGCGAGUAUGUCCGACAGACAUGGAGACUGGAGGGGGAUGCCCUUGAACAGGCCAUUAUAAGCCAGGCCCCUCAGGUGGAGAAGCUCAUUGCAACCACAGCCCAUGAGAGGAUGCCCUGGUAUCAUGGCAACAUUGCCCGGGAUGAAGCUGAGCGGAGGCUUUACUCUGGGGCACAACCCGAUGGGAAAUUCCUGCUGAGAGACAAAAAGGAAAGCGGCACUUAUGCUCUGUCCCUUGUCUAUGGCAAAACAGUUUAUCACUAUCGGAUCGACCAGGACAAGUCUGGCAAGUACUCCAUCCCCGAGGGGACCAAGUUUGACACGCUCUGGCAGGUACCGUGCUGGGGGAAGAUAAGCACUGCUGUCCUAGCAAAGCAAAGGCACUUCUCCCUUGCUACAUCUCGCCCAUGCCUUGGGGGAAAGGAAAGGCCAUCUGGAGCCUUAAAGACACCAAGAGCUUGGAAGGUCUUUAAGAUCUUGCACACAAAGACUCAGGAGGCCCAUAAGUCUUGAGCCAACUCCCAGAACCUUGACAUGACUGCAGAUCCAAGCGCCAGGAGACACAUCCUGUCACCCCACAGAGGCUGUUUGCAGACAGGAGAUGGGUGUGAUAUCCCACCUGUGAGGAGGGGGCUGGGUUUUAGGAGAUGUGACAAGUGCCUGAAGCCCAGGUACCAACCCCCAUCCUGGCUCACUGUGGGCACACCACAGCCCAGUGAAUCACAGAAUAACCUGUGUUGGAAGGGACCCUUAAAGGAUAAUUGAGUCCAACUCCUGGGGCUGCUCCAGGAAAGGAAUGCACAACUUCUUCCUGGGGAGGGCUGUUUGCAGACUGUAACUGUUUUGCUGAAUUUUUCAAAUUCCCAGGACUGUGUUCACUCUGAAUUUGAAAGAAAACAAAGACUUC
This is a messenger RNA of Meleagris gallopavo (turkey), 2754 nucleotides long. Lineage: Eukaryota; Metazoa; Chordata; Aves; Galliformes; Phasianidae. The record is from RefSeq and is a predicted model, not a curated record.